AUGGCCACACCCAGAAUCUCGACAUUCGCUUUGUCGCGGAGGACAAUCGUCGCCGCUCGGCCGCAACCCCCUCUGCAAUUGCGACAAGUCAAUCCUCGGUCCUUUCUAGGUAGUAAUAAGAAUCGGGCUUCUGCUCGCUUUUCGACAGCCAGGGAUGAGACCUACUCACAGGCUCCAAGGAUCGAUUGUGGGGCCUCAAAACUGUUCGGAAGUGCAGAUGAGGCAGUGGCCGACUUGAAGAGCGGGUCAACCAUUCUCAGCUCGGGGUUCGGCCUCUGUGGUGUUGCAGAAACUCUGAUAGCGGCGAUUCACCGCCGAGGUGCAGACAAUUUACAUUCACUAACUGCAGUCUCCAACAACGCAGGUGCUGCUGGAAAAGGCGGGCUUUCAACGCUAACACAGGCUGGACAAGUGAAUCGGCUUGUCCUCUCCUAUCUUGGCAACAACAAGGCAUUGGAAAAGAAGUAUCUUUCGGGUGAAAUCUCGAUUGAGCUCACACCGCAAGGAACACUGGCUGAGCGGCUACGCGCUGGUGGCGCUGGUAUUCCAGCCUUCUUCACCCCCACAGGUGCACAUACCCUGCUACAAGAUGGAGCAAUACCCGUUCGGCUGGAUGCGCACGGAAAAGUGCUCGAGCAUGGCAGACCACGUGAGACCAGGGCAUUUAAUGGCAAGACCUAUCUAAUGGAGACUGCAUUGACCGGAGACGUGGCAAUUCUCAGAGCAUGGAAGGCCGAUGAGGCAGGAAAUUGUGUGUUCCGGUAUACUACUAAGGCAUUUGGUCCGAUCAUGGCCAAAGCAGCUACUCUGACAAUUGUCGAAGCAGAGAAUAUCGUCACCGUGGGCUCGAUUGACCCCAAUGACGUCGAUCUUCCGGGGAUUUUCGUCGAUCGGAUUGUUCCCGCUACUCAAAAAAAGCACAUCGAAAUUAAGAAGCUGAGAUCAAGCAAUGAUGAAGGCGCCGGUGCAGCUGUCAAGGAUGCAGCAGCGUCCCAAAGAAAUCGCAUCGCCAGGAGAGCUGCCAAGGAGCUUAGGCAGGGUUACUACGUGAAUCUGGGAGUUGGAAUCCCGACCCUUGCUCCCUCAUUUCUGCCGCGUGAUGUGAAUGUCUGGGUACAGUCCGAAAACGGUAUUCUCGGCAUGGGCCCCUAUCCCACAGAGGAAGAAGUGGAUCCGGACAUUAUCAACGCAGGAAAAGAGACAGUUACCCUAGUUCCGGGAGCUGCCACCUUUGAUAGCACCGAGUCGUUCGGCAUGAUCCGUGGGGGCCAUGUGGAUGUCUCCAUUCUAGGAGCUCUACAAGUCAGCGCCAACGGCGACCUGGCAAACUACAUGAUCCCCGGUAAAGUCUUCAAGGGAAUGGGCGGGGCCAUGGAUUUGAUUUCCAGCCCAGAUCAGACCAAAAUUGUAGUAGCUACCAGUCAUACAGCAAAGGACGGAUCGCCCAAGAUCGUAUCUCAAUGCAGUCUCCCUCUGACGGGAGCAAACUGCGUUAGUACGAUUAUCACAGACCUGUGUGUGUUUCAAGUGGACCGGAAGAAAGGGGAGCUCCUGCUGACAGAACUUGCUCCGGGAGUGGAAGUUAAGGAAGUGAAAAGUAAGACCGGAGCAAGCUUUGCGGUCGCAGACCACCUGGAACUCAUGGAGUAA
Molecule: messenger RNA, 1650 nt
Organism: Aspergillus aculeatus ATCC 16872
Lineage: Eukaryota; Fungi; Ascomycota; Eurotiomycetes; Eurotiales; Aspergillaceae
Product: 3-oxoacid CoA-transferase
Exons: 9
Coding region: 1-1650 (549 amino acids)
Biological process (GO): ketone body catabolic process
Molecular function (GO): succinyl-CoA:3-oxo-acid CoA-transferase activity
Source: RefSeq, a predicted model, not a curated record